Molecule: messenger RNA, 1406 nt
Organism: Salvia splendens (bonfire salvia)
Lineage: Eukaryota; Viridiplantae; Streptophyta; Magnoliopsida; Lamiales; Lamiaceae
Product: CDP-diacylglycerol--glycerol-3-phosphate 3-phosphatidyltransferase 2-like
Exons: 7
Coding region: 84-1076 (330 amino acids)
Biological process (GO): glycerophospholipid biosynthetic process
Cellular component (GO): chloroplast envelope; membrane
Molecular function (GO): CDP-diacylglycerol-glycerol-3-phosphate 3-phosphatidyltransferase activity
Source: RefSeq, a predicted model, not a curated record
AUGCUAAAAUAAGCACCCUCCACGCUAACUUGAGCCGCCGCGCGCAUUUUAAUCCAUACCCACCAAACCACCAUCAUCAAAUCAUGCCAAGCGCUCUCAAACUCACAAAUUUCUUCAUUCUCCACGCCCAUAAACCCUACAGAUUGUUCGCCAAUUUAUCCUCUCCCUCCCACGCCGCCGUCGAUUCAAGGAAUAUCCCGCGGCUCAGCUAUCUCUCCAGCUGGCGGUGCAGGAUAACAACCCUAUUCAACAACCCCUCGCGCGUUAGCCCCGCCCCCAAAUUCUCCCGCGGCCAGAAUCUCUGCUUCUACACAUCCGAUUCCGGGAAAUACGGCCAUUUUGAUCGCGGCAGGAGCGAUAAUUUGGGGACUCCAAUGGGGGCCGCUGUUGAUGGAAAGGUGGAGACCGAAACUCGCGAAGAAUCAGAUUUUCCGCCGCCGCCGCCGCUGAGCCACGGCGAGAAAUCGCCGCGAAAGUCGUCGAAAUUGCUCACAUUGCCUACGAUCCUGACGAUCGGCCGCGUCGCUGCCAUACCGAUUCUCGUUUACACUUUUUAUGUUGAAAGCUGGUGGGGACCAUCAGCUACGGUAGGAAUUUUUGUCACAGCUGCCACUACCGAUUGGCUUGAUGGAUUUCUCGCUCGAAAGAUGAAAUUGGGUACUCCAUUUGGGGCAUUUUUGGAUCCGGUGGCUGAUAAGCUCAUGGUUGCUACUACCUUGAUCUUGUUGUGCACUAAACCCCUUGAUGCUGGUAUAUUUGGCCAUGGACCAUGGCUAUUGACUGUGCCUGCAACUGCCAUAAUCUGUAGAGAGAUAACCAUGUCGGCAGUCAGGGAAUGGGCUGCUUCUCGGGACAAAAAGCUUUUAGAGGCUGUUGCAGUUAAUAACUUGGGGAAAUGGAAAACUGCCACACAGAUGAGUGCAUUGACUAUCCUUUUGGCUGCCGGAGAUGCAAGCUUUGUAGGGGACGGAACUCUUGUUUCUUCGGGGGUAGUGUUACUCUAUAUUUCAGCCUGGCUCUCCUUAUGGUCAAUGAUAGUUUAUAUCAAAAAGAUAUGGCGAGUGCUAAUACUGUAGUGAUGUUAACCAUCAAGGUUAGUGAUUACUGAAACAGAGUCACCCCCUGCUAUAUAGAUAUAGAAUUACAUAGGUAUAGACUAUAGAUGGCUAUUGGAGGUUCUUCAGCCUCACUCGACUGGAGAGAAAAAUGAGCUUUAGUGCUUUACAUAUUGGGUUGAAGACUCCUCUGCUCUAGGAUUUUCUUUCCUCGCUGACCUAAAAACAUCAACCAACAAUGCCUGCUACUCCAAGCCAGAAACCUCUGGCAACGAUUUCCUGUAAAAUACCUGGUAUAGAUGCUCAUUUUUUUGGUUGUUAUUAUCGAUAUUAUUCGUUGUUUUGGUUGUU